AUGUCUCUGAUUCUCAGCCGGCUCUCGAGGCUCCGCCUUUUGAAACCUUGGUUGGUGGUGAGACGAUCAUCUCUUCUUCUUCUGCCCUCCAACGACUUCUCAACUUCCUUGAUGCAAAACCAAACCCCUCCUUGUGAAAUCAUCGGCGCUCAUUGGUGUGAAAUGAAACACGGAAAGCAUUUCGGAAAGCUCGUUGUUGCCUUUCUUAAUGAAGGGAAGACCACUAGUUUGGAUAAGAAGGUGUCUAGUGAGGUUGUGCAUAAUGAGUUUUUUCCUACAACGGUAUUGAUUGGGGCAUCUCAUGGGUGGGUAGCUACUCUGAACGACGACGAGGAGGGGAUUCUGUGUCUCCAAGACGAUCUAAAGCCAGUUGUAUCCGACGGAGACCUGAAACGCAUCUGGCUGCCUCCUCUUGUAACUUUGCCUCAUUGCCAAACCCAAGUCGUCACAAACGUGGCCAUGUCCACAUCUUCUCCAGAGGAUGAGGACUGUGUUGUGGCUGUCAAGUUCUUGGGUCCACAGCUGAGCUUUUGCAGACCAGCUCAGAGUAAACCGGAGUGGACCAACAUCAGAGUCGAAAACCCAUGCUUCUUCUCCUCCCCUGUCGUGUUUUCCAAGAAAGACGACAUCUUUCGCAUUACCGGAUCUGGACGACACCUGAUCGGGUCAUGGGAUCCAUGCAAACCCAGCGACAAACCAAAGCUGCAGAUGCUACGGUUUCUAAACCUUCCCAAGCUUCCGACCGCCAUAAGCGAGGUAAUGGAUUCUUGCUCCACGACCGAACACUUGAUGGAGUCAGAAUCCACGGGUGAGACUUUCUUGGUUAAGUGGUACAAGAAGACGGUGAAGAUCGACCAAGGGGUUGCCAUAAUGAAAACUAAAUGUGCAAUGGUGUUCAAGCUUGAGGAAGAAGGUAACGCUGUUUACACACAGGACAUUGGAGAUCUCUCCAUUUUCCUCUCAAGGCAUGAACCUUUCUGUGUUCCUGCUAGUUCUUUUCCCGGAUUAUCCCCUAACGCCGUUUACACCAUGGAUGUCGACGAAAGCGCAUUAGUUAAUCUGAGAUCUUUCCCCUUCAUCAUUAGUACCAUGCAUGGAGUCUAUAGGGUUCCUUACCUUAUCCCACCUCAAAAUAUAGACUAG
This is a messenger RNA of Microthlaspi erraticum, 1143 nucleotides long. NCBI's taxonomy places the organism in Eukaryota, Viridiplantae, Streptophyta, Magnoliopsida, Brassicales, Brassicaceae. The record is from the annotation of a GenBank genome assembly.